Colletes gigas is the source of this 672-nucleotide messenger RNA. RefSeq lists its product as uncharacterized. The coding region runs from base 1 to 672 and encodes 223 amino acids. NCBI's taxonomy places the organism in Eukaryota, Metazoa, Arthropoda, Insecta, Hymenoptera, Colletidae. The transcript is spliced from 2 exons. The record is from RefSeq and is a predicted model, not a curated record.
AUGGAUGAUUCUGGAUUAAUUUUAAAUCUUGUGCAAAAAGCUGCUAUUAAGACAGAAGUCGAUGGGAACGAUACGAACAGCGGCGAACAUCUUGAUAACAACGACGAUGUUCCAAACCUCGAUCGACUUUCGAUCAUCAAAAAUUCCUUCUCAUGCAAUUUAACCGAGAAGCCAUGCUACGAUUGCAAAUGGGAAAAAGCCAAGGAACCGAUGUUCAAAGUUGCUUUGAGGACGAGUGACGCAGAUUUGGAGGACUAUAAGGGGAACGGGUCAAGGAAAAAGAUUCGCGUGGAGCCGAAGCAGAUUUGCAGUAGCCGGGAGAAGUGUGACGAGGAGGAGAAAAUCUUCGUGCUGCAGCAACUCGGUCGAUCUCAGAUACCUCGGGAUGGAUUUCCAGCUUUUGUAUGCAUUGACGGGCGGAUUGCCGAUCCGAGCGGAGUUAAACGAAAAAUUCCAAGACCGGCAAACGCGUUUAUGCUCUUUGCCAACGAAUGGCGUAAGAAGCUCGCCGCUGAGAAUCCUCGGGAAUCGAACAAGGACAUCAGUGUUAGGCUAGUUUUUUUCACCAGUUUUCAUUCAUCGAUACCGUAUCACGAUAAGUGGUAUUCUUUAUUCAAAAUAUUAACUCGUCUCAGAUUGGCAAAGAUCAAAUUCAAAGGUCAUCAAUUUUAA